Molecule: messenger RNA, 8424 nt
Organism: Colius striatus (speckled mousebird)
Lineage: Eukaryota; Metazoa; Chordata; Aves; Coliiformes; Coliidae
Gene: MPDZ
Product: multiple PDZ domain crumbs cell polarity complex component
Exons: 46
Coding region: 206-6319 (2037 amino acids)
Molecular function (GO): protein binding
Source: RefSeq, a predicted model, not a curated record
GGCGGCGGGGCAGGAUUAGGUUUCAGGCCGCCGGGGCGUGCCUGAGCGCGCUUCCCCCGCGGCGCGGCUCGGCGGCGUUACUUGGGGGCUGGAAGGGCGAAGGCGGAGAGCGGGACCGGGCCUCGGGGCCCGCCGAGCCGCCGGGAAAUCCUGUGUUUGCUGCCGUUUACCAUUGCUGGACUAGAAGCUGAGAAACAGAAAAAACAUGUUGGAAACAAUUGAUACACAUCAAGCCCUCCAGGCCAUGGAGCGCUUACAGGCAAAACUUCGGGAUCGAGGUGACAUUGCAAGCGAGGAGAAACUGGGCUUAUUAAAAUCAGUGCUGCAGAGUCCUCUCUUUAACCAAAUUCUCAACCUUCAGACUUCUGUUCAACAACUGAGAGAUCAGGUAAAUAUUACACCUUCCAUACAUUCAGCUGGUGAAUUCCCCCAGCUUCUCAGUCAUGUGGGGUCCUUGCCACAUAAUGAAUUAUAUUACUUGGCUCAGCAGAAUGGCAGCCCAACUAAUGUGCUGGAAGCCUCGAUGAGAUCCAUUACUCCUCAGAUUAAUGGGAAGUCCUCAAGUGAUGACUUUGAGCAGCUCAUUAGAAAUAUGUCUCAGGGUCGUCUUGUUGAGACAAUUGAGCUUACUAAACCUGUAAGCGGUGGCCUGGGCUUCAGUGUUGUGGGACUGAAGAGUGAAAACAGAGGAGAACUAGGAAUAUUUGUGCAAGAAAUCCAGGAGGGAAGUGUGGCACAUAGAGAUGGAAAGCUGAAGGAAGCAGAUCAAAUCCUUGCUAUUAACGGACAAGCCCUUGAUCAGACAAUUACACAUCAACAAGCUAUCAGCAUCUUGCAGAAAGCAAAAGAUAAUGUCCAGCUAGUUGUGGCCAGGGGCACUUUCCCUCAGCUCAUCAGUCCUGUAGUUUCCCGGUCUCCAUCUGCUGCUAGCACAGUUUCAGCCCAUUCCAACCCGGUUCACUGGCAGCACAUAGAGACCAUUGAGUUGGUGAACGAUGGCUCAGGUCUGGGAUUUGGGAUAGUAGGAGGAAAGUCAACUGGAGUGAUUGUUAAAACCAUCCUUCCAGGAGGAGUGGCUGAUCAGCAUGGGAGACUGUGUAGUGGUGACCACAUCUUGAAAAUUGGUGAUACGGAUCUAGCUGGAAUGAGCAGUGAGCAGGUGGCGCAAGUUCUAAGGCAGUGUGGAAAUCGAGUGAAACUGGUAAUUGCAAGAGGUCCUAUUGAGGAGCCACCUCCACCAGCAGUCCCUCCAGGUACACCUGUACCCAUCUCCACACCAGAGAAACAGGCAGAUGCUUCUUUUGAUCACUGUGAAGAUGGGGAGAAAUUUAACGUUGAACUCACUAAAAACAACCAGGGAUUAGGAAUAACUAUUGCUGGUUACAUUGGAGAAAAAACGUCAGAGCCUUCUGGUGUCUUUGUGAAGAGCAUUACCAAAGGCAGUGCUGUUGAAUAUGAUGGCAGAAUCCAUGUAGGAGAUCAAAUUAUAGUUGUGGAUGGAACAAAUCUUCAGGGUUUUACUAACCAGCAAGCAGUUGAUGUUUUGCGGCACACAGGACAAACGGUUCGGCUCACUUUGAUCAGAAGGGGACCUAAGCAGGAAAAUCGUAUUCAGCCUCAGGAGGACUUCAGUGCUGCUGUUGAAAACGACUUAGUGUUCCAGACAAUGGAUAGUAGCACAGACAAAGGUAAUGGUGAAACAAAACAGGGAUCCUCAUCACUAACGUGCAUUCCUAGUGUGGUGAAUAUUGGAGAGGACAUGAAACAACAGGAAAGAGAUUUCCAGCUAACUACUGCAGAAGAAGCAGCUACGAAGGCAAAGUGGCAGAGGAUUAUGGGUUCGAAUUAUGAAAUAGUGGUGGCUGUUGUUAAUAAGUUUAGUGAAAGCAGUGGGUUAGGGAUAAGCCUUGAAGCUACAGUGGGACAUCAUUUCAUCAGAUCUAUCUUACCAGAAGGGCCAGUUGGACGAUGCGGCAAGCUCUUUAGUGGAGACGAGCUUCUGGAAGUGAAUGAGAUCUCUUUGCUCGGAGAAAACCACAAAGAUGUUGUCAAUAUCUUGAAAGAACUGCCCAUUAAAGUGACAAUGGUGUGUUGCCGUCUGUUAGCUCCCCCAGUCACUCACCCAGAAGCAAUGGAGAGUCUAAGUCUAUCUGAAGUUCAGCUCACAGAAAAGGCUCACAUAGAACUUGGUUUCAUUGGCUCCUCAGAAACAGAAGGAACAGCUUUGGAAAUAGCUGAUGAGAGUCAGUGUAUGGAGGAGGUGCAAAGCUCGUCUUUGGCAAUGUGGGAAACAGAAGUACAGCACAUUGAGUUGGAGAAAGGGAGUAUGGGACUUGGAUUUAGCAUAUUGGACUACCAGGAUCCUGUUGAUCCAGCAAACACUGUAAUUGUGAUUCGCUCAUUAGUUCCUGGAGGUGUGGCUGAGCAAGAUGGCAGACUUCUUCCUGGAGAUCGGCUUAUGUUUGUCAAUGAUAUCAACUUGGAAAAUGGCAGCCUGGAGGAAGCAGUACAAGCACUGAAAGGAGCUCCAAUAGGAGCAGUUAAAAUAGGAGUUGCCAAACCACUGCCUCUUUCACCAGAGGAGGGCUAUGUCUCUGCUAAGGAAGAUUGCUUUUUCUACACUGCCCAGUCACUUGAGGAGGAGGGGCCAGCUGAUGCAGCCCUCUUCCAUGCUGAGCUGGCUCUGGUGGACUCCGGCGAGGCAGAUCUAGCAGAUGAGUCCACCUUUGAGUCACACUAUUCUCUAGAGAAUGACGUCUUCCAGGCUUCAAUGAUAGCUCUGCAUGGCAGUGCCUGUAGCGGUGAUCUGAACUACAGCUUCUCUCUUCCACUGUCAACUGCCAAGCAGUCUGUUGGAAACGAAUGUUCAGAUGCUGCAGCUGAUUUAUGUGUCUCUGACAAGAAACUGUACAACAUGGAUCUGAAUCAGAGAGUGAGAGACCAAAAAUCUGUAGUGGGCGAUAGUCUGGAAGCUGCAACUGGUUUUACAGAAAAGGAUCUUCUGCCUCAGGAUGUUUCAGAUAUCAGCCAAAAAGAAAGUGAAAACACAGCAACAUGGACUGAGUCUGAGACAGUAACAGAAGUUGCACAAAGUACUACUGUGCAGCUUGACCCCACUGCAAAAGAUCAAGUACUUUUAAUGGAAAAGAGAUGCACAGUAUCUUUGGAGGGAAGUUCCACAACCCCAAAUUCAGUCAAAAACACGUAUGAGAAGACUAUCACUAUUGCUAAAGGCAAUUCAAGUCUAGGUAUGACAGUAAGUUCCAAUAAAGAUGGCUCAGGAAUGAUAGUCCGCAGCAUCAUCCAUGGAGGCUCAAUCAAUCGUGAUGGACGGAUUGGUGUUGGGGACUGCAUCCUGUCCAUUAAUGAAGAGGCAACCACUAACUUAACCAAUGCACAAGCCCGGGCUAUGCUAAGGAGGCAUUCACUCAUUGGACCAGACAUAAAUAUUACAUAUGUGCCUGCAGAAAAUUUAGACGAGUACAGGGCGAGUUUGGGACAACAGACUGAGGGACCUGUGCCGCUUGAACUUUUUCCUUCACAUGCUGUCAGCAGGGAACUCCCAGAGCUUCCAGAACGUGAAGAGGGAGAGGGAGAAGAAAGUGAACUUCAAAAUGCAGCUUUCAGUAACUGGAACCAGCCCAGAAGGGUUGAACUCUGGAGAGAACCUAGCAAAUCACUGGGGAUCAGCAUUGUUGGAGGACGAGGGAUGGGGAGCCGCCUAAGUAAUGGAGAAGUGAUGAGGGGGAUCUUUAUCAAGCACAUCCUGGAAGACAGCCCAGCCGGCAAAAACGGAACACUGAGAACAGGAGAUCGGAUUGUGGAGGUGGAUGGAAUUGACCUCAGAGAUGCCAGCCAUGAACAAGCUGUGGAAGCCAUACGGAAGGCAGGCAAUCCUGUAGUCUUUAUGGUACAGAGCAUUAUAAGCAGACCAAGGGGAUUUGGUCAGUCCAGUACAGAUCCAGAAAAGACCUCGCUUUGUAACUUUGCUCUGCCCCCUCCUUCAGCAUUUUUGGGAAUAAGCUGUGACGUUGCACAAUUAUCUUCUAGCAGAGUCCCAGAGGAUGUGGAGAAGGAGGAUGAGUUCGGUUACAGCUGGAAAAAGGUUAUGCAGCGCUAUGGAAACCUACCAGGAGAGCUACACAUGAUUGAGUUGGAAAAAGGAAGGACAGGUCUGGGACUUAGCCUUGCUGGUAACAAAGACCGAUCCAGGAUGAGUGUCUUUAUAGUGGGAAUUGAUCCAAAUGGAGCAGCUGGCAAAGAUGGCAGGUUACAGAUUGCAGAUGAGUUACUAGAGAUAAAUGGGCAAAUACUCUAUGGAAGGACUCAUCAGAAUGCUUCCUCAAUAAUCAAAUGUGCACCAUCUAAAGUAAAAAUCAUCUUUAUCAGAAAUAAAGAUGCAGUAAAUCAGAUGGCUGUUUGCCCUGCAAAGUCAGUAGAGACCUCACAGUUUACUUCAGGAAUAUUUCAACAUCAAGAGAUUGAUAUCAGUGCUGCAAGCGCCAGUGCCUGUUCUGACUUCGGUUCAUGCAAAAACAUUCAGUAUGUGGAACUCCCUAAGGAUCAAGGUGGCUUUGGAAUUGCCAUUAGUGAAGAAGACACAGCUAAUGGAGUAGUUAUUAAGAGCUUAACAGAUCAUGGUGCAGCAGCAAAGGAUGGACGAAUCAAAGUUGGAGAUCAAAUCCUGGCAGUGGAUGAUGAAAUUGUUGCAGGAUAUCCAGUAGAAAAGUUUAUUAGUCUCCUAAAGACAUCCAAAACUACGGUGAGGCUUACAAUCAACUCGACAGAGACAGAUAGCCUGACUGCAACACGAGUCCCUUCCAGCACUGGCACAGUAGAGAGGAGGAAUAUGCAGCCACCAACAACUGUCCCUUCUUCCAGUUCACCAGAGCCAGAAGCAGUUAAAAACACAAGCAGAUCGUCAACUCCAGCCACGUUAGCAUCUGACCCAGCUACUUGUCCUAUCAUUCCUGGAUGUGAAACAACAAUUGAUAUCUCCAAAGGGCGGACUGGGCUUGGUCUGAGCAUUGUUGGAGGAGCAGACACUUUGCUGGGAGCAAUUAUUAUCCAUGAGGUGUAUGAAGAAGGAGCAGCGUCUAAAGAUGGGAGACUGUGGGCUGGGGAUCAGAUAUUGGAGGUGAAUGGAAUUGACCUCAGGAAUGCCACACAUGAUGAAGCAAUAAAUGUUCUACGACAGACUCCUCAAAAAGUUCGUUUGACUGUGUACAGAGAUGAGGCCCAGUACAAGGAAGAAGACAUGUAUGAUGUACUCAAUAUAGAGCUCCAGAAGAAGCCUGGCAAAGGCCUUGGGCUGAGUAUUGUUGGGAAAAGAAAUGAUACAGGGGUGUUUGUGUCAGACAUCGUCAAAGGAGGAAUAGCAGAUACAGAUGGGAGAUUGAUGCAAGGAGACCAGAUAUUGACAGUGAAUGGAGAAGAUGUUCGAAAUGCUAACCAGGAGGCUGUUGCAGCUUUGCUGAAGUGUUCAUUAGGUAUGGUAAGACUAGAGGUUGGAAGAAUAAAAGCUGGUCCAUUCCACUCUGAGAGGAGAACAUCCCAGAGCAGCCAGGUCAGUGAAGGAAGUGACAGUCUCUCGUCAUUCAGCUUUCCAGUUUCUGGGUCCAGUGCACCUGAGGUCUUUGAAACUGGUCUAAAGAAGAAUACUACUGCAUGUGAGAUACAGGGACUUAGAACAGUUGAAAUAAAAAAGGGCCCUGCAGAUUCACUAGGAGUGAGCAUUGCUGGAGGUGUAGGAAGUCCUCUUGGAGAUGUUCCUAUAUUUAUUGCUAUGAUGCAUCCAAAUGGAGUUGCAGCUCAGACUCAGAAACUCAGAGUUGGGGACAGGAUUGUUAGCAUCUGUGGAACAUCUACUGAGGGCAUGACUCACUCCCAAGCUGUUAGUCUCUUAAAGAAUGCUUCAGGCACUAUUGAGUUGCAGGUUGUAGCUGGAGGAGAAGUGAGUGUCAUAACUGGUCAGCAGAAGGAUCCACCUAUGUCCAGUCUUUCAUUUGCAGGACUAACUUCAACCAGCAUUUUUCAGGAUGAUUUAGGACCUCCUCAGUACAAGACCAUUACUCUGGAUAGAGGACCAGAUGGCCUAGGCUUCAGUAUUGUGGGUGGUUAUGGCAGUCCACAUGGAGACUUACCCAUUUAUGUGAAGACUGUGUUUGCAAAGGGUGCAGCAGCAGAAGAUGGACACCUGAAAAGGGGAGACCAAAUCAUUGCAGUGAAUGGGCAGAGUUUAGAAGGGGUGACCCAUGAGGAAGCGGUUGCCAUUCUGAAAAGGACAAAAGGAACAGUCACUUUGACUAUUUUGUCGUGAAAAGGCUGCCCAAAGGGGCAGGGUCAAUAAGACCAUAUUAUUUACAUUCCUCAUAGCAAAGAAAAUGGAGAUGUUUAUAUAGCCUUUUUGCUCUUCCAGCUUAAAAAGACUGUGUUACAGCACUGAAGAAAAAUAACAUUUAACUGUAUUUUUCUAUACAAUAGAAGUAUUUCCCUUACUGUCAAACCACUGGGAUGGAAUUGUGUCAACUAUGGAAAGAGAUAGAUAUAUUUCCUAUUAGUAUUAUAAUGAAUGCUUGUAAGCCACCAAAAAAAAAGAAGACAAGGAAAAAAAAUACCCUAGAAUGUUUGCAUUAAUAAUCUCACAACAAAACUGGAAUGUUUUGUUACAAGGCUUCAAAUAUUAUAAAUAUGUUGGAAAAAUAAUAAAGUCAACAAGCUGACAUGGGAGUAUCACGGGCAGCGGUAGUCACAAAACAGAAAUAAGGUUACUGAAGUAAGAAUGAAAAUAUUAGGAAAAUAGAGAAUUUUGAGAAAAGAGGGAAGGAUGUGUAAUGUCAAGUCAGAUAAUUAAUGGGUAUAGAUGGUUAUUUGUAUCAUUUUGCAAUGCCCAAGUAGAAGGAGCUGGAUGGAUGGCUUGGGUUGUUUUUUUCACUUGUUUGUGUAUUUAAAUUUCCUAAGUAACAGUGUAUCCAAAAAAAAAGAAAAACUAUGUUUUUGUUUGGCUUAGGUUUGAGAGUUUGAGUUUUAUUUUUUGAUGCGAGGAGGAUGUGUGUGUUUGGUUUGAAAGGAGAGGAAUUGUGCUGAGGGCUGAAAAAUCCCCUUGCUGGAGGAAACUACUCCUCGUGAAUGAGAGCGCCCAGCAACUGCAGUAUUAGAAGUAAUAGAGUUUUCUAAUAGUAGUGUUUUGUAACCUGUAUGUGUGAGUGCAACCUUCCCACUGUGAAAUAUGUGCAGGCGAAGGUUGUCCUGUUCCAGUCCAGCGUGGGAUGAGCUGGAGGCUUAGGGCAGCCGUUCCCACAGGCCGUUCAAGUCAGAGCCACCGGCAAACCGCUCAGGGCAGAUUUGUGUCAUUGCUGACAGACUUUUGGAUGUGGGUGAAGCCGAGGUGGAAGAAGCUGAUGCUGUGGUGUUGCUGCUGUUAUCAGUAAGAGCAAGAGUCCUUCCAGGGGUGAGGAGGCUUAAAGCCAGGAGUUCAGGGAGGGUGAAAGGCUGAAAAUCACUCUUGGUGGAGGUGGGUAUUAAGGCAGCAGUGAAGGUCUUUUUGCAUCAGCAUUAAGCAGAAGAGGAGAUUUGAGGGCCACGACUACUCUUUUGGGGAUAUUAAUUUUAUAGGCACAAAUAGAAGAGACAGUGUCUAGCAAGUAUGAUGCAGCCGUGGAGCUUUUCUUUAGGUAACAGUGCAGUCAGUCAGUUUAUCAACAUCCUCCAUUUCCGAAGUAGGCAUCCUCACUAAAGCUUUAUCCCAAAAACCCACUGUAGCCUGCCUUUGCCUCUGCUCCUUCAAAAUGGAAUCUGGCUGAUAAAGGACACUGCUUGGAUUUACCUUCCUACAGAAAAGCCUUUAGAGGGAGAAGGAUAUUUAACUAAUUAGCAUGCUAAUUAGCCACAAGACACUUUGUGUUAACUAACAAACAGACAAAGUGGCAGGAAGGGCACCAAAUCAGUUGACAUUUAAGAGACAUCUGAACUGAAAAUGCAGGCAAUGGUCAGGCAAUUAUUAGGAGAAAAUAAAAAAAAAGACUAGCAUUUGGUCUAGUGGGGCAAAAGAACAGUAUUACGAACGUCUGUGAAAUAGUAUUAAGAAACUGAUAGCUAUGUCCAAGUGAAUUAGCUGAAAAAAACCCACCUUUCCUGAUUCUUUAACUAUUCUGGAAGUUACACUGUGGUAAACUAAGAUAAAAGAAAAUAGAAGGUACUGUUACUGGAUGCUGUUGUUACUGAAUUGCUCUUCUAUUCCUUACUGUUUCUUCUGUUCUUUGGUUAGAUUGAGAAAUUCUUACAUUAGAGUAUGUAAAGUCACUUUAAAUAAUAUCUGUAUUUGUAACAGAAGUAGUGCACAGAUAUUUUGUUACUACUGUUGUGUCUAAAUAGAGGAUGUAAGUGAAUAAAUUCCAAACUGUCAUGAUGAAGAAAUAAAGUUGC